AUGACAUACUCAAACGAUACAUUUGUGACACCCGAGGGUGGCGCCUGGGUGUUCAAAAUUGGAUUUCUCGUUACCACCGCCAUUCAUUUCGGUCUGGCAAUAUACACAAAAACAUGGUUUGAGUGCUGGUAUAUAAUAGGAGGAAUACUUGAAGCUGUUGGGUACUUUUGCAUAAACACAGAUGAGGGUGGACAGAGUCUGGAAAUUUACUUGGCUCCUAUUUUCAUGGCAGCUACUGUUUAUAUGUGCUUUGGCCGGGUCAUAUCAUCUUUGGAAGCAAACAAACUUGCUCUCAUUUCAGGCAGAAAACUAACUGCUCUCUUCGUUAUCGGCGACAUUUUAUGUUUCUUCACACAAUGCGCUGGAAUAGUGCUUCAAUACGACUUCAACAACCUUGAAACCAUUGGCAAAAUAAUUGCAAUCAUCAGCUUUACCUUGCAACUGGUUCUCUUCACAUUCUUUCUUGCAAAUGCCAUUGUUGUUCAUCGCCGACUUAUCCUCACACAACAUCCCAGAACACUGAAUGCUAAAAUCCAAUGGCCAACAUAUUUCAAAGCAAACUACGUUGUCAUCUUUCUAUUUUUCGUGAGGAUCAUCUUCAGAGUGAUAGAAUAUGCACAAGGUCUUGGCUAUAUUUUUUUCCACACAAUUUUUAUCUACUGUUUUGAUGCCACGCCCCUAUUUGCUGCUUCAUUGGUUCUGAUAGCGGUUUAUCCACCGUUAGCAAUUGUGCGCAAAGAACCAGAACCCGAAGAGCUUACUGCAAGUUCUGAGGAGCCGGACACAGAGUCCAAAGUCGCUUGA
This is a messenger RNA of Ogataea philodendri, 804 nucleotides long. RefSeq lists its product as uncharacterized. NCBI's taxonomy places the organism in Eukaryota, Fungi, Ascomycota, Pichiomycetes, Pichiales, Pichiaceae. Gene Ontology annotation, cellular component: membrane. The record is from RefSeq and is a predicted model, not a curated record. The transcript has a single exon. The coding region runs from base 1 to 804 and encodes 267 amino acids.